UCUCGGCAUCUAUUGUCAGAUUCGACUCUCUAGUCUUGAUUAUAAAUCCAACGGUCCACAUUAACUCACACCUUGACAUAAAUAAUCAUUCACCCUCCUCGUGUCAUUCAACACCCUCACAACCUCAAAAACCACAGAGGAAAAGGGAAAACAUAUUUUCGUUUUCUUUUUAGCUUCUGAGUUUUCAUUUUCUUCAAUCAUGGAUGUUUUAGAUUCUCCAAUUGAUGCUUUGGUUUUUGAUUAUGUGAAUCUUGGGAUUCUUACUAUCAUUAACAAUUUAUGGACGUGGCUUGCCGUUAUAACAGCUGCCGUUAGCUUUUGGAGGAUCAGAGCCGCCGGAGCCGUCAAAACGCUGGCGGAACCAUCACCUUCACCGGAUUACAUUGAACGCAAAAUCACUGAGUCAUCUCAUCCCGAAACAAGAACAACAACAACGCCUAAGUCAGUUACAGAACCAGCAGCUCCCGGUUCAGUGAGUUCGAGUCCAUCAGUGUUUGAAGACAAUGGAGCGAAAAAAGGGAAGUUUGUGGUGUAUUAUUAUCAAGAUGAUGACAGGCAAAAUGAAGGUAACAUUGACAACGGCGACGACGACGGCGAGGAGGAGUUAACGGUUCUUGGAGAGUGGGGUAGGUGCGGGGGAGAGAUAACAUUGUGGGAGAGAAUGUUGAGGGUGAGAAUGGGGGAAUAUGGAUGGUACAGAUGUCAGGAUUUGACGGUCAUUAACGGCAACGUUGUUAGGUUAUGGGAUGGUGUUAGAAGGGAAAAGAACAGCUCGGGCAGUAGUGUUGCUUGGUAGGUGGUCAGAGAAUAUUUAGAUGUUUGAUUAAGUUGUUUUAAUAAAUGUAAAUACAUCAAUUGGUGGUUGGAACAACCAUUGAAUCCUGGUA
This is a messenger RNA of Populus nigra (black poplar), 887 nucleotides long. RefSeq lists its product as uncharacterized. The transcript has a single exon. The record is from RefSeq and is a predicted model, not a curated record. The coding region runs from base 200 to 796 and encodes 198 amino acids. NCBI's taxonomy places the organism in Eukaryota, Viridiplantae, Streptophyta, Magnoliopsida, Malpighiales, Salicaceae.